This is a messenger RNA of Anisakis simplex (herring worm), 477 nucleotides long. The record is from the annotation of a GenBank genome assembly. NCBI's taxonomy places the organism in Eukaryota, Metazoa, Nematoda, Chromadorea, Rhabditida, Anisakidae.
UACAAUCAGAUGCGAUCGGUUCUGAGCAAGAAUAUUAAACCCCAACUGGAUCAUAAUGUGAUAACAAAUAAAUCAAGCGAUACAGUUGGUGCAGUAGCAUUAGAUCAUGAAGGGCGUUUGGCAUGUGCUGCGUCUACUGGAGGACUCACUGCCAAAGAGUCUGGUCGUGUUAGUGAUUCCAGUAUUGUUGGCGCUGGUUUUUAUGCGGAUCGAGAGAUCGCAGUGAGUGGAACUGGGAAUGGGGACGAGUUCAUUCGAAUUUCGGCUGCGAAGCAAAUAGCUGAUUUGGUGAAAUAUUCCAAAAUGACUUUAUCACAAGCAUGUAAUCAGGUUGUACUUAUUGAUUUAAAGCAAACGAUGGCCGGCUUCAUAGGACUCGAUAAGGACGGUAAUAUUGCUAUGCCCUUUAACACGCCAGGCAUGUUCAGGGCUGUACUGCUCGAAAACAGCAAACCUGUUGUCAACAUUUAUGAAUAA